This is a messenger RNA of Brassica rapa (field mustard), 309 nucleotides long. RefSeq lists its product as uncharacterized. NCBI's taxonomy places the organism in Eukaryota, Viridiplantae, Streptophyta, Magnoliopsida, Brassicales, Brassicaceae. The record is from RefSeq and is a predicted model, not a curated record.
AUGUCGCUUGCUAAUCUUAACAAGUUGCCAACUAAAGUGAGGAUGUCUUCUUGGGGCCUCAUCGUUCAAACUGCCUACUGUUUCUGCAACAAUCAUGGAAAGUCAAGAGACCACUUGCUCCUUUCCUGUUCUUACACGGCAUCACUUUGGAGGCCGACCUUCGCUCGUCUUGACCGUCACCACACUCCCUUCAUUUCAUGGAGCAAGCUCACGUCAUGGAUCAGAGUUUCUGUUACUUCAGCGCCGUCCACCGUUAAGAAGCUGGCCACUCAAUCACUGCUAAACAACACAUGGAGACAAUGCAACUGA